GAGGUCAAUGAGUGUCGAAUUUGGUUAACAAAAAAUGUAAUGGCUUAUUUGCGGCGUGUUGCUUAUUUGAUCUAAUGUACAUUUUGUAAUGCUUAGGUUGUUCUGAGUCUACUGAUAUAAGUAGGACAGGUAACAUCCUGGCAAAUUUGAGAAAAAAACACUAUUGGAGUUAAUCAAACGGAUCAAUCACUCGCCACCAGCAUUUUCUAUUGAACUGUGAUCGUGUCUGCUGCAAACAUGGAGACCAUAUGGCCCUUCACCUGUUCACCCUCCUGCUGACUGCCCUCCCUGUGGUCCACUGCCUCCCCACUGCCUUCCAGGACCUGGAGCAAAGCAGUAAGAACCAAACGUCCAUCCGGUUCCUGGCUCUGGGGGACUGGGGCGGGGUGCCCUACCCUCCCUACAUCACACCGGUGGAGAAGGCUACAGCCUGGGAGAUGGGCAAGAUAGCAGAGCAGAUGGGCGCAGACUUUGUUCUUGCCCUGGGUGAUAACUUCUACUACUCUGGAGUGAACAGUGCAGAUUCCCCAAGAUUCCAGGAUACCUUUGAGCGCGUGUACACGGCUGACUCUCUCAACAUUCCCUGGUACAUCCUGGCUGGAAACCACGACCACGCGGGCAACGUCAAGGCUCAGAUCGACUACAGCCGCAAGUCUGACAGAUGGCGGUUCCCUCACUACUACUACGAGCUGAACUUCCGUAUCCCCAACACGAAGCGCACUCUGAGCAUCAUGAUGCUGGAUACAGUGAUGCUGUGUGGUAACUCUGACGACUACGAUGAUGAGAAGCCUCGCGGACCCCUCAGCACCAUUGAGGCCAACCGACAGCUGACCUGGCUGCAAAAGAGGAUGGCCCAGUCCAAGGCUGACUUCCUGCUUGUGGCUGGUCACUACCCGGUGUGGUCAGUGUCCGAGCACGGCCCCACAGAGUGCCUCCUGAAGAGACUACGCCCCCUUCUGGUCAAGCACAAGGCCACUGCAUACUUCUGUGGUCAUGAUCACAACCUGCAGUACCUGAAGGAGUCUGGUGUGGGCUAUGUUGUGAGCGGUGCCGGUAACUUCCUGGACCCAGACACGCGUCACUGGCACCAUGUCCCCAAAGACACCCUCAAGUUUUUUACAGGCCAGGCCUCUACCCUGGGAGGCUUUGUCCACGGAGAGGUAACCAAGAACAAGAUGACCCUCACCUUCAUCCAGGCUAAAGGGACGUCUCUGUACCGCACUGUCUUGCCACGCAGGGACAUCGACAAUGACCAAAAUGGCAGCGACGACAAGGAUUAGCCCUAGUGGAAGAGAUGACGAAAUAGACGGUCACAAUUGACCUGUGUGUAUAUAUAUAUGACCGAGCCCUUAAAUUAAGAACUACAUAGAUUUAUUUUACAAUACUUUAGCAGUUCAAUUCUGUCAAAUUACAAUUUACCCAGAUGUAGUCCUUCGUAAGGGCUAGAUAUUGACCAUGUACAAUAGGAUGGACGGCUGAGGUGUGGAUACAGACGGGCAGGUAUUAUAGCUCAUGUUUGGUGGAUGGAUGGAGUUCAGGUUGAGUUUUUAGAAAACAACUUAGGCAUUAUGAGUUUGCCUGAAUGUAGCAUGAAGGAGAAAAAUGUUUUUUAAUAAAUAAGGAAAGGAUGUUGUACGAUUUUUUUUAUUUAUGUUCACUUAAAGAAUAAAUAACCUUUUGGAUUUGUUUUCCUGUAGUUUGUACAUAUUGAUGCCAAUCUGUUAAAUCUUUCAAGGCUUUUGCUAUAUUGAUCAUUGGGUCUCAGGAUUAGCCCAUUACAUUGGCAUUGAAGGACCAAAUCAUCUAUUUAUCCUUGUACAUGCUGCCCUCUGGUGACUAGGCUAUUUCACUGCACUGCAGUUAAGAAUCAGGGAAAACGCGUUUGCCAGUGUCCUAAAUUAAUUGACUCAAAAAGGCCAGGCUCUGACAAGGGUUGAUGACUGUAAUAACUCAACUGAAGGGUGUUCAUGUAAGUCCAAACGUCGUGAUCAAAUUGGUCUUAGAUAGUUGGACAGAUUGACGGUUGCUCCACUUCUUUUCAAA
Oncorhynchus mykiss (rainbow trout) is the source of this 2043-nucleotide messenger RNA. NCBI's taxonomy places the organism in Eukaryota, Metazoa, Chordata, Actinopteri, Salmoniformes, Salmonidae. The record is from RefSeq and is a predicted model, not a curated record.